Molecule: messenger RNA, 4575 nt
Organism: Myodes glareolus (Bank vole)
Lineage: Eukaryota; Metazoa; Chordata; Mammalia; Rodentia; Cricetidae
Gene: Slco1a2
Product: solute carrier organic anion transporter family member 1A2
Biological process (GO): sodium-independent organic anion transport; transmembrane transport; bile acid and bile salt transport
Cellular component (GO): basolateral plasma membrane
Molecular function (GO): bile acid transmembrane transporter activity; protein binding
Source: RefSeq, a predicted model, not a curated record
AAAGAAACUUUAACAAAGGAUUAAAAGUUAUGUAAACAAAGAUCCCUUUAUUUACCCCUCUGCUUCUCCAAGGAGCAGGCGGCUCCUGCCUGCUCUCUGCAGGGCUUCUCUCCUAUCAGUCACUCAGUAGGUAAUUUGCGGCAGUAUUGAUGAUGCAUUUACAGACCAGAAGCACCUGUCAAUGGAAAUGGUGAAGAGUGCUCAGGUUUCUGUGAAUCAGCAGUUGACCAGAAAACUUUUACUCUUUUUGAGACACCAGGGAAGUCUAGGAGUGUAAAGACCUUGAGAAGGAAGCCUGGCCAAACAUCUUUAGUUGGCUCAGUGAGGCAGAGGUUGUGAACGAACACAACGGAUGUCUUCAUGUUCUUAAAGACAGCAUUCUUCAACCAGCAAUAAGGCGUUUAAAGCAUAGGCAUCUGGCAACCAUCAGAAGAACACCAUGGCAGAACCUGAGAAAGGAGUUGUAACUCAUGGGGUGAGAUGCUUCUCCAAGAUCAAGAUGUUUCUGUUGGCAUUGACAUGGGCUUUUGUAUCCAAAUCACUAUCAGGAACUUACAUGAAUUCCAUGCUCACACAAAUAGAGAGACAAUUCGAUAUCCCCACAUCUAUAGUUGGAUUUAUCAAUGGGAGCUUUGAGAUUGGAAACCUUUUGUUGAUUAUAUUUGUGAGUUAUUUCGGAACAAAACUGCACAGGCCCAUCAUGAUUGGUAUUGGAUGCGUAGUUAUGGGCCUAGGGUGUUUCUUAAUAUCACUACCUCAUUUUCUGAUGGACCGAUACGAAUAUGAAACAACGAUUUCAUCUUCAAGCAACUUGUCCUCAAACAGCUUCUUGUGUUCAGGAAACAGAAGUCAGACCUUACUGCCAACUCAUGAUCCAUCAGAGUGUGUGAAAGAAAUUAAAUCACUAAUGUGGAUAUAUGUAGUAGUGGGAAAUAUUAUCCGUGGAAUUGGUGAAACUCCCAUCAUGCCCUUGGGUAUUUCCUACAUAGAAGAUUUUGCCAAAUCUGAAAACUCCCCUUUAUAUAUUGGGAUUUUAGAAACAGGAAUGAUCAUCGGUCCUUUGAUUGGACUUAUGUUGGGAUCCUUCUGUGCAAAACUUUAUGUAGACACUGGGUCUGUGAAUACAGAUGACCUGACCAUAACUCCCGCUGAUACACGCUGGGUCGGUGCUUGGUGGGUCGGCUUUUUGAUCUGUGCAGGAGUGAAUAUCCUGACCAGCAUUCCCUUUUUCUUUUUCCCCAAAACACUCCCAAAGGAAGGACUAGAGGAUAAUGCAGAUGUGGCUAAAAGCGACAAAGAAGAGAAACACCAAGAAAAAGCCAAGGAGGAAAAACGUGGAAUCACUAAAGAUUUCUUGCCAUUCAUGAAGAGCCUCUCAUGCAAUCCAAUUUACAUGCUUUUCAUCCUGAUAAGUGUGCUCCAGUUCAACGCAUUUAUCAAUUCAUUUACCUUCAUGCCUAAGUACCUGGAACAGCAAUAUGGAAAAUCAACUGCAGAGAUAGUCUUUCUCAUAGGUCUUUAUAACUUACCUCCAAUAUGUGUCGGAUAUUUAAUUGGUGGCUUGAUUAUGAAGAAGUUCAAGAUUACUGUCAAGAAAGCUGCAUACAUAGCGUUCUGCCUAUCCCUGACUGAGUACCUUCUAUCUUUCUUUAACUUCAUGAUGGCCUGUGAUAAUUUUCCAGUUGCCGGUUUAACCACCUCUUAUGAAGGAAUUCAGCAGCCUUUGUAUGAGGAUCAUAAGGUGCUUGUUGACUGCAACACAAGGUGUAGUUGCUUAAAUAAAACAUGGGAUCCAGUGUGUGGAGACAAUGGCCUAUCAUACAUGUCAGCCUGCCUUGCAGGCUGCGAGAAGUCUUUUGGAACAGGAAUCAACAUGGUGUUUCAAAACUGCAGCUGCAUUCAGUCUUCAGGAAAUGCAUCUGCUGUCCUCGGGCUGUGUAAUAAAAGCCCUGACUGCACUAUCAAGCUACAGUACUUUUUAAUCGUGUCAGUAUUCGGCUGUUUCAUCUACUCGCUAUCAGCCAUACCUGGGUAUAUGGUUCUUCUGAGGUGUAUCAAGUCUGAAGAGAAGUCACUUGGAAUUGGAUUACAUGCAUUUUGUACAAGAAUAUUUGCGGGCAUUCCUGCACCUAUUUACUUUGGUGCCUUGAUAGACAGAACCUGUUUACACUGGGGAACUCUGAAAUGUGGUGAACCAGGGGCAUGCAGGAUGUAUGAUAUAAAUAACUUCAGGCGCAUUUACCUUGGGUUGCCAGCAGCUCUAAGAGGAUCAAGUUUCAUCCCAGGAAUCGUCAUUCUAAUACUUAUGAGGAAGGUCCAACUCCCUGGGGAAAUUGACUUUUCAGAGACUGAACAUUCAGAGAUGAAGCUCACAGAAAAGAAAGGCGAGCACAAGAAUGUGCACGGAAGUCCUGAGGUUGAGAACGACAAAGACCUGAAAACAAAGCUGUAAUAAGGUUUCCACUGACCUGCCCAAAUCCAGGGAGAGAGCGUGCAUCUGGUUCUUUUGAACCUAUAGUACCUCAUGAGAGGUGUACUAUAGGGACUCGUCUUAUCCUGAAGAACCUCAAAAAUUCUUUUGCUCAUGAUGAAAAUAUUUACUGAUAGCAUUUUCAUAACAUUGGGGUAGUACUUAAGAUUUUCUCAGUGAAGACUAUGGUGACCCCACACUGAACUUUAAAGCUGCCUUUAUUUUCAAACAGCAUUUUCUCUUUUAACUCAAUCAAAGCAAGUGUGUGUUUCUCACAUAUCUGCAAAUAGCAUUAAAACUUGCCCAUUCCUGAGACACUAUUCAAUUUUAUUGAAUUUAUGCUGUAAUGUUGGAGCUAUUUAGAACUGAAAAUUUAUAUGUUGGUUGUGUUACAUUGAAAUAAUUUGUUCAAAUGUAUCUUUUCUAUGUGCAAGAUGUAUGAAUACCUUUUUAUCUAUUUAGAGUUAAAAACUGUCUUUUUGUAUCCUAGACACAAUGCUUCCAAAAUUAGACUUCUCAUUAAUGUGUGGUCUGUUGUUUUCACCCCUUUUUUCAUUACUCAUAUCACACAUUUGAUCAUUUUGUUUAGAGCACUGAAAUAUUUAAUCAUGUUAUUUAAAAUCAUGUAGCAAAGAUGCCUGGAAUUUUCUCCCAGCUAUUAAAAAUGGUAAUGAAACUCUUUCUUAAAAGCAAAUAUUUGAGAAAGCCAGUCCUUUGAGACUGUAUGGCUUUGGCACAAUGCUUGCCUAGAAUGUGGGAGACCCUGGGUUCAACAACAAGGUAAACUACUGAUAAUACAAUAAAAUAUAAAAUAAAGUAAAAACCAAGGCUGGAUGCUGUGUCAGAUGUUAUCAAAAGAUUACUUUCAAAUAUUCAAAUAUUUCAAAUAUUCUAUGACCCAGUGUUCAUUUUACUCAUGUGUCCUCAGAGCACAUAGGAAUUAAUAUUCAAAAUUACCUUAGAGUAAAACCUUUAAAGCAGAGCCAGCUGGGUGGCUCAGUGGGAAGUGAUGUUUGUCUCAAAGUCUGACAAGGUGGUUUUGAUCCCUGGGACCGAGAGAGAAUCAUUUCUUGCAAGCUGUCCUAUGCCCUCUUACUUCCCCACCCACAAACAAAUAAAUGAAAACACAUAGAAAGUUUUUAAGUGUGAGUAUUGCUAUAAAUCUUGGAAUUAAUAAAACUCAAAAUACACUUUAAAACCAAAGUGAAAUUAUGGUGGUUUGAUUGAGAACUGUCCCUUGUGGACUCGGGCAUUUGUGCAUUUGGUUUGCAGUUGAUAACUCUGCUUGGGGAGGAGUAGGGGUUCAUCCUUAAUGGAGGAAGUGAAUCACUGGGCUGGGUAUUGAGAGUUAAAAGCCGCUCUUACCACCAGUUCACUCUCUGUUUAGUGCUUAGGUUGAGGAUGUGACACCUCAGCUUCCUGCCCCAGUCACCAUGCCUGGUGCUUGCUGUCCUGCCUCUUUGCCUUGAGGAACUCCUGUCCCUCUGGAAUCAUAAGCAAAAAUAACCUCUUUUUUUCUUUCAGUUGCUUUGUGGAGUUUUAUCACCACAGUGAAAAGCAACUGAUACAGAAAAAAGUUUGUUGGGUGCCUGAUAAAGAAUGAAGAGAUUUUAAGGAACAACAAGUCUGUGUGUUGUUUUAGAGCUGCGGCUCAAGACAGUAGCAUGGACAGGACUAUUUGUUUCUCUCCCUCACUUUUCUUCCUUUGGUAAAGGAUGCCAGUAAUGUAAAAAUGGCAUAAAUCCCUAAAGAUGGGGAUGUUGAAGAAAGGAAAGGUAAGGAGUGGAGGGGCCAAUAUACAAUGUUUAUUAUGUAUAAUAAAUUGAGAAUCUCUACCGUCCAGAGCAGAUUGAAGGAAGGUACAACCUUAAAAGCUCUUUUGUGAAGCCAGAAUGUUCAUGGGAGAGUUACACUGACAACGUUUUGUUACUUGAACUGAGGCCAAUCCACUUCCAUGAAAGAAGAGCUUAUUUUGCUCCAGAGGUCUCAGUCCAUGAUCACUUGGCCCUGCUGCUUUAGGCCUAGGUCUAUGCAAUGCAUCGGGGUGAAACUCAUAGGAAGGAAGUUGCUGACCUCACAUUGACGGUGAUUCAGAUACACACACA